AUGCAACCUCCUCAAAAGAACAGUCUCUUUCUUCUGCUCGCGCUCAUCGCGUCCGCUCGCUGCGGCGCUCUUUUGGCUCCGUCAGAUGGACAGCUACUUCGGCAGACAAGGGCGAACGAUGACCUGGCCCCCCAGUCGGAAGAGGACGGCGAACGGAUGCUCGACGUGUCAGCCGGUAGCCCUCUGUCCAUACAAGCGAGAUUUGCGUGGCAGAGAGUUGUAUCUCAAAUGUUUGACGGUCAUGAGCAUGUCAGAAAGAGCUACCAGCCAGUAUUUGCAGACGAUCACUCUGGCCUUAUCCUUUUAGACCAUAUGAAACUCGAGCGCGAAAAAAAAAAAAAUUUACAGGAUGAGCUUCUGUUGCUUCAAGGCAAAGAACCCGGCAAUGGACAAGACAACCAACCCGCCGAGAGCGUUGAUAAACGAGAAUCAACACUCUUCUCGUGGAUUAAGAAAAUGUUUAAGACGUCACGCCAAGACAAUGCACGCGGCGAAGGCUCGGAAGCGAAGAAGAAGAGUUUUUUCAAGAAGCUGCGUCCAGACAAAGGACCCAGAUCGACGCAUUUGAGGGAUCAAGGCAAAGAACCUGGCAAUCCUCUCGGCAAAAAACCUGGCAAUUCACUUGACAAAGAAGUUGGCAAGGAUCCCGGCAAUGUACACGGCCGUAAUUUCCGUGAGUCCGUCAAAGCAAGCGUCGGAAAACCGGAACCAACGAAUGUCUCGAAGACCAAGAAAGGUUCUGCGGUGUUUGGUCAAGACACAGAACCCGGCAAUGAAUCCGUCCAUCCCGUCGUCCAAUCUAUAAAGAGACCGGUCCAACCCGUCAAAGAAUCCUUCCAAUCCAGCAAAGAACCCGGCAAGAACUCUGAAGCAAGCGUUGAAGGGCCAAAACCAAGAUUUGCUUCGUGGAUCAAGCAAGGCGCCGGCGCUCUGAAGAUGACGAUUGCUAACGUCAUCACAAGGCUCUGGAAUUUCUUAACCUUUUGGAGGAAGUAG
Peronospora matthiolae is the source of this 996-nucleotide messenger RNA. The record is from the annotation of a GenBank genome assembly. Lineage: Eukaryota; Oomycota; Peronosporomycetes; Peronosporales; Peronosporaceae.